AUGUCAGCUGUGGUGCCCCCAGCCAGCAAUGAGCUGCAGGCAGAGGCCUUCAAGCGCCUGUAUCCCAAUGAGUAUUACGCAAAAUUCAUUAGCAAAUCCCUGCGGCCAGAUGGCAGGCCUUUGGGUGGCGCAAGAGCGACCACAAUUGGAAUUCAUCCCCUGGAGAGCACCAGCAGCUCAGCCCUGGUCAAAAUUGGGAACACAACUGCCAUGGCCGGCAUAAAACUGCAGCACUUUGCGAUCAGCAGCGAUCAGCCUGUAGAGGGUACCCUGGCAGUGAAUAUGGAGAUGGCGGCCUUUGCAUCAUCUGAGACGCGGCCAGGUCGGCCGUCUGACGCGGCACAGUGUGUGCAAGAGCAGAUCAGAACAGCACUCAGGACGGCAGGAGCGGUGAAGUUGGAGGAGCUGGCAAUUGAUAAGAGCCAUGCGUGGGCUGUGUUUCUGGACAUCUAUGUGCUGGAUGCUGAUGGGUGUCUGCUGGAUGUCUGCUUGCUGGCGGCUGUGGCUGCCCUGUUGGGCCUUCAGCUGCCCCGUGUGGAGGUCAAUGACCAAGGCCAGGUGGUGACAAAGCCAAUCUCAGGGUCGGCAUCUGACAGCAGAAGGUUUGGAUUGAAGGCAGUCCCGAUGGCGCUCACAUGUGGCCUGUACAGCGGCAGCCUUAUAGCAGACCCCACAUCAGAGGAAGAAGCGCUGGUAGCCAGCUUGGUAUCGACCAUUGUUGAUGCGUCCGGCAGCCUCGUUGGUCUCUACAAGGCAGGAGGCCAUGCAACAGCAGAUGAAGGGCUGCUGCUGCAAUGCAUGGAGGCCACCAAGCUACGCUACAAGGAGCUGAUGAUCCUUCUAAAGCAGGCCCUGGCAGAGAAAGGCAUAGAGUACAGCUGA
This is a messenger RNA of Coccomyxa subellipsoidea C-169, 882 nucleotides long. Its product is annotated as 3'-5'-exoribonuclease/RNA binding-like protein. The record is from RefSeq and is a predicted model, not a curated record. The coding region runs from base 1 to 882 and encodes 293 amino acids. Gene Ontology annotation, biological process: nuclear mRNA surveillance; TRAMP-dependent tRNA surveillance pathway; nuclear polyadenylation-dependent rRNA catabolic process. Gene Ontology annotation, cellular component: nuclear exosome (RNase complex); cytoplasmic exosome (RNase complex). NCBI's taxonomy places the organism in Eukaryota, Viridiplantae, Chlorophyta, Trebouxiophyceae, Coccomyxaceae. The transcript is spliced from 5 exons.